CCUCACUCGCCUCUCCAGUCGGUCUCCCUCCCGCGCGAUGGCCUCGGCACUGAGCUAUGUCUCCAAGUUCAAGUCCUUCGCGAUCUUGUUCGUCACCCCGCUACUGCUGCUGCCACUCAUCAUUCUGAUGCCCGCCAAGUUUGUCAGGUGUGCCUACGUCAUCAUCCUCAUGGCCAUUUACUGGUGCACAGAAGUCAUCCCUCUGGCUGUCACCUCCCUCAUGCCUGCCUUGCUUUUCCCACUCUUCAAGAUUCUGGACUCCAAGCAGGUGUGUGUCCAGUACAUGAAAGACACUAACAUGCUGUUCCUGGGCGGCCUCAUCGUGGCCGUGGCUGUGGAGCGCUGGAACCUGCACAAGAGAAUCGCCCUGCGCACGCUCCUCUGGGUGGGGGCCAAGCCUGCACAGCUCAUGCUGGGCUUCAUGGCUGUCACAGCCUUUCUCUCCAUGUGGAUCAGCAACACGGCCACCACAGCCAUGAUGGUCCCUAUUGUGGAGGCCGUGCUGCAGCAGAUGGAGGCCACAAGCACAGCCACCGAGGCCGGCCUGGGGGCCCUGGAGCUGGCAGAAAAGGGCAAGGCCAGUGAGCUGCCAGGAAGCCAAGUGGUUUUUGAAGGCCCUGCUAUGGGGCAGCGGGAGAAUUGUGACAGGAAGAGCAUGUGCAAAGCCAUGACCCUGUGCGUGUGCUACGCCGCCAGCAUCGGAGGCACUGCCACCCUGACCGGGACAGGACCCAACGUGGUGCUCCUGGGCCAGAUGCACGAAUUGUUUCCUGACAGCAAAGAUACCGUGAACUUCGCGUCUUGGUUCGGAUUUGCCUUCCCCAACAUGGUGAUAAUGCUGCUGCUCGCCUGGUUGUGGCUCCAGUGUAUUUACAUGGGAUUCAAUUUUAAAAAGUCCUGGGGCUGCGGGUUGGAGAGGAGGAAUAACGAGAAGGCUGCUUACGAGGUGCUGCAGGAGGAGUACAGGAAGCUGGGCCCCUUCUCCUUCGCCGAGGUCAACGUCCUGCUCUGCUUCUUCCUGCUGGUCAGCCUGUGGUUCUCCCGGGACCCCGGCUUCAUGCCUGGCUGGCUGUCGAUCGCCUGGGCUGAGGGCGAGACACAAUAUGCCUCCGACGCCACUGUGGCCAUCUUUGUGGCCAUGUUGCUAUUCAUUGUGCCUUCGCAGAAGCCCAAGUUCAACUUCUGCAGCCAGACUGAGGAAGAAAGGAAAAUUCCAUUUUAUCCCCCUGCACUGCUGAAUUGGAAGGUGACUCAGGAGAAAGUUCCCUGGGGCAUUGUGCUGCUACUGGGGGGCGGAUUUGCUCUGGCCAAAGGAUGUGAGGUCUCGGGGCUGUCCGAAUGGAUGGGGAAGCAGAUGGAGCCCUUGCACGCGGUGCCCCCAGCGGCUAUCACCUUGAUCUUGUCCUUGCUUGUUGCUGUGUUCACUGAAUGCACAAGCAACGUGGCCACCACCACCCUGUUCCUGCCCAUCUUUGCCUCCAUGUCACGCUCCAUUGGCCUCAAUCCGCUGUACGUCAUGCUCCCCUGUACCCUGAGUGCGUCCUUUGCCUUCAUGCUGCCCGUGGCCACCCCACCUAACGCCAUCGUGUUUGCCUAUGGACACCUCAAGGUUUCUGACAUGGUGAAAACAGGACUAAUGAUGAACGUAAUUGGAGUCUUCUGUGUAUUUCUGGCAGUCAACACGUGGGGGCGGGUCAUAUUUGAUUUGGAUCAUUUCCCGGACUGGGCAAAUGUGACACAUAUUGAGACUUAGGAAGAGCCACGAGACCACAACACAGCCCUGCCCUCCUGAGGAUUCCCGAACCUUCUGGCACACCUUAUAGCAGAGCUUUGGGGUUCACACCCCAAAGUGACACAAUGAUGCCCACACCCCACGGAGACCCAGGCCCAGGUCAUAGCUGGGGUUGGGCAGCUGGAGGGCAGGUUCGGAAGUGAAGGGAGCCUCCCAAGAGGCUGCUGGCAUCCAUCUUUCCCAGGGGCCUGCCAUCAUCUCUGGGACACGCAGGCUGCAGAAGGACCAGGAUGCAGGCUCCUGCCCCACUCAGCCUCAGACUGGCCCCACACUGGGCUCCGGUAUCCACUUGCUUAGCUCCAGAGUCAUCUAAAUGGGAAUCAGAUCCCAGCUUGAGAGGUGAGAAAACUACCUUCCAGAGCCCAUGCCUCUUGUUGCCGAUUUGGGGCUGCCUCGGAUCACUCCUGUCACUUGGAAGGGACAACCCAGCCCCGGGACCGCACAUCUGGUCCUGGGCAGCUUCCCACUGCUGGAGUAAGGGUGGGAAUCAGAGCCUCCUGGAACCACGAGGAGUAUGGCGCCACCACCAAAGGAUGAGGAAUGCGAGUUGGUUACUUACGGACAACAUCACCCACAGCACGCCGUGGGCGAGUCUGCUCCCCUCUUUACCUCGCCCCGUUUUCACUGACAGUUUAGAUCCCUUUCCCAUCUUCCCAGUGCACCGCCUUCAACUCCUAGAGCCCUGUGUUGUCUGGGCCAACAUUCGCUGGGAUCGCCUGGCUUGGGCCCUCUGGCACCCUCUUUUCUCCCAGGCAGGUCAGUUAGGCUCUUCUGGAAGAUGCUUUUCCUGCCAGCCCACACAGCUGGGAUCACACUCCACGUAUGGGCAGCGAUGGCUCCUUUGGGGUCUCGGGUAUCUAGGUCCUCCCUUACCUGUAGGCCCAGAGUGGACACAGCAGUUAAUCACCAAGAGCAGGGUCCCUUCGGAGUUAUUCUGUCCUGCCAGAGUUCAAGCUCCCCCAGGGAAAGCCUUCCCUUCGCUGACGGGCUUUCGCAGCCAUGCUGGGUGGUGACAGCAUUGUUGAGAAGGAGCAGUGCUUGGUGGUCCCUGAGCUGACAGGCCCUGCCCAUGAGUGACUCUACCUGAAGUUGCCGGAGCAAAGACCCCAGAGUGGCUGUGGGAACCCUCAGAAGCCCUAGGAGAGAGACAUCAGCCACACCUACGCUUUUGCCCAUCAACUCCAUUUUCUUUUUGUGGUGCUCCGGAAGAGAGGCAGUAGCCGAUACAUGAGGUCCAUGGAUGACAUUGUUCAGGGCAGCGGAAAGUAUGGGAACCCAAGGGAAUCCCCUCAAGGACCGAGCGUGUACCUGGCCCUCUGGGUCGGAGGAUUCUUGACUGCCCCGUUUACCUCCCAUGGAAAGGUGCACUGUGCUGUCUCCGGCUUUCUGGGGUGGGAGGCAGGCAGAUGAGUGAACACUUACUCACUGGCCACCUCCUGUGUGCCAAGCCUCUCUGUACCUGGUGCAUCCACUACUUAUCUCAUUUGACCUUCGCAGCAGCCCCGUGAGAUAGGCAGGUGUUAUUAUCCUUUGUCUUUCGAGAAUACUGAGGCUAGAGGCCAAGUCACGUGUCCAGAGUCACAUAUCAUGUGAGUGGCACGUAGGGUUGCAAUCCAGAUUUUUGGCCUGCAUGUCCACUAAUCCUUCCUCAUUAAGGGUCUUGGCCUUAUAGGACCCAUAGGGAAAAGUGAGUGGCCAAGAGAAAGUCCACCCCAAGGUCCUUCCUGCUCAGGGAAAAUCGUUAAACAAGAGCCCCGUUUUGCUGCCUCCUUUGAGAUGGGCUCACGACGAUGUUGGAGCACACAGGGCUGAUGUGUGCCUGAAGAAGCAAAGCGUUUGGUUGGAGACAGAAGUACGGAAAUGGCUACCUGCUCCCCAUACCAACCUAACACUGACGCACCCCGCAAUCACAGCUCUUCACACUGCAGCUGUGGAUGUGUGUGCCACAGCCAUCUGAGGGCGCCCCAAGGAUUUGCACUGCCUGCUGGGUCCGGUGCCAGCGCUGGGACUGACCCAGAGCAGGACACUGUAAGUGUGGUUGCUAAAUAAAGAAGUGAUCGGCGUGGUCAGUUAGAUGCACACCUGGUGGUAGUGGGCAAGGUCAGUGAAGGUCAUCCAAGGUGGGCACUGAAAGAUGCGUGGGUCUGGCCAGGCUGAUGGAGGAUGCAAUGGGCAGAGGACUCUACCAGACUCCAUGGGGUUGAGGGCUGACGAGAAAGCUGGGUGGGGGCUUCCGGGGAGCAGGUGCCAUAGUUGAGGAAGCUGAGCAAAGGCUGUUACUAUACAGCUUCUCUUAAAGUCGGCAGGAGUUGCAUUAACAUUUAUGGCCAGUGCCAGUCAGGAUUGCUUUUAGCUGCAAGUAAGAGAAAACCCAGCAAACAGUAGUUUAAACCAUAAGGAUAGUUUACGUCUACUUAACAAGAAGUCUGGAAGUAGACAGCUGCUGGCUUUGGUCCAGCCUCUCUCUCAGGCCAUCAAGAACUUGGGCUCCACCAUCUACUCUGCCAUCCUGAGGGUGUCUUGCCUUUCUCUACUCUCAUGCUUGGCCCUCAUACUACAGAUACAUCUACAUGGAAGGCAGGAAGAAAGCAGUGUGGGGUGGGGUGCGGGCCUGCUGGCGCCUGCUUCAGCUUUCCCUUUUAUUAGGAAAGCAAAAGCUUUCCCAGAAGCCCCGACAGACUUCCCUUUAUGUCUCAUUGGUCAGAACUAGAUCAUACCCCCACCUUUAGGCCAAUCAUGAACAAAGGGCAGUUGGCAUGCUGUUGGAAUACCAUGAGACCAAUUAGGACCCAUCUCUUGGGCUUGGGGAAUUGGCCUGUGUUUCCUGAAAGGAAGAGAUUUCCACCCAGUACAAAAUCUGGGUUCUGGCAGGAAAAAAGAGAGGGGAGCUAUCGGGUAGGUGAUGAACACAGUCUAGUGUUAUGACCCUUUCAGAGGGCUGCCCUUCCUCCAGUCUACUUGAGUGGCUAUGUUUCCAUGGAAUUCAGUAGAAAUAGGUUUUAGGUAGGAAGAGAGUGGAUGGUUGUCUGGUCAAGGGCUCAGUUCUGCUUCCGCUUCUCCUUCUUCCCGGAGACCCACUGGACUGGGAGGCUAAAGUCUGAGUCCUGACAUCUGACACUGAACAAGUCAGUCCACUUUCUGGCCCUCAGUUUCCAUUAGGAAGGGGCUGGACCAGAGGAUCUCUAUGGGCCUGGCCCCAGAGUCGUGGAUCC
This is a messenger RNA of Rhinolophus ferrumequinum (greater horseshoe bat), 5004 nucleotides long. It is a transcript of the gene SLC13A5, whose product is annotated as solute carrier family 13 member 5. Bases 38 to 1753 code for a protein of 571 amino acids. Lineage: Eukaryota; Metazoa; Chordata; Mammalia; Chiroptera; Rhinolophidae. Gene Ontology annotation, molecular function: succinate transmembrane transporter activity; citrate transmembrane transporter activity; sodium:dicarboxylate symporter activity. Gene Ontology annotation, cellular component: membrane. Gene Ontology annotation, biological process: citrate transport; monoatomic anion transmembrane transport. The record is from RefSeq and is a predicted model, not a curated record. The transcript has 12 exons.